AUGGGAAAUACUUGCACAACUUGCAAUUGCAACAAAGACGGCUAAGAAGCUUCUGAACUUUUGACUGUAGAUAAUAAAUCUGUAUUUAAUCCCCCUAUUUUAAAGUUGUAAGCCUGGAUUAGAGGUACAAUAGCAAGACGUAGAGUAGCUGCGCAUCUUUAAUAACUUAAUGGGCAUUAAGCUUACAUGUCUGGUAGUAAAAGAGAUAGAUAUGAAGGCACUUAAAAUGGCUCAUCAUACUAGAAUGAUGGAUAAAUUGAAGAGAGAGGAGAAGUAGUGUUUAAAAAUGGAGCUGUUUAUAAAGGAUAAUGGAUUGGGGACAUGAAGCAUGGAUACGGAGUUCAAGUUUGGCCUGAUGGUGCCAGAUAUGAAGGUUAUUGGAAAAACAAUAAGGCUUGUGGUAAGGGUAAAUUCUGGCACGUAGAUGGUGAUGUCUUUGAGGGCUAGUGGUAAGAUGACAAAGCUAAUGGCUAUGGUGUAUAUGUGCAUAUGAAUGGAGCCAGAUAUGAAGGAUACUGGAAAGAUGAUCUAUAACAUGGAUAUGGUAAGGAAAUCUGGACAGACAACUCUAAGUACGAAGGAGAGUAUCACGAUGGUAAGAAACACGGGAAGGGACUCUAUGUGUGGGCAGAUGGGUCAAUGUAUGAUGGUGAUUGGUAUGAGAACAGAAUCGAAGGUCAUGGUACCUACACCUGGAUUGAUGGGAGACAGUAUACAGGUUCUUGGAAGAAUAAUAACAUGCAUGGCCAUGGUAUAUACACCUGGAAAGACGGCAGAAGAUAUGAAGGCUACUAUGAAAUGGAUAAAAAGCAUGGCUACGGAGUCUAUCAAUGGGCAGAUGGAAGGAGAUAUGAAGGCAAUUGGUAUAAUGGCAAAUAGCACGGCCAAGGAAAAUACAUUCUACCGGAUGGGACUGUCAAGAUUGGUCUGUGGGAUAGUGGUAAAAGAGUUUAAUGGCUUAAUGAAUGA
Messenger RNA from Stylonychia lemnae, 969 nucleotides. NCBI's taxonomy places the organism in Eukaryota, Ciliophora, Spirotrichea, Sporadotrichida, Oxytrichidae. The record is from the annotation of a GenBank genome assembly.